Molecule: messenger RNA, 849 nt
Organism: Odobenus rosmarus divergens (Pacific walrus)
Lineage: Eukaryota; Metazoa; Chordata; Mammalia; Carnivora; Odobenidae
Gene: GPX5
Product: glutathione peroxidase 5 (epididymal androgen-related protein)
Exons: 5
Coding region: 70-741 (223 amino acids)
Biological process (GO): response to oxidative stress
Molecular function (GO): glutathione peroxidase activity
Source: RefSeq, a predicted model, not a curated record
GGCUUGGCUGUGUAUCAAAAGGCUGCCAGGGUGUGCGAGAUCUCAGCCUCAAAGACUGGAUCUACAGACAUGGUAAUGACUGCACAGUUAAGGGCCUCUUACCUUGUUCCUCUUGUGCUAGUCAGCUUUGCACAGACAAAUGCCAAGCCUGAGAAGAUGAAGAUGGAUUGCUACAAAGAUGUGAAAGGCACCAUCUAUGAGUAUGGAGCCCUCAGCCUCAAUGAAGAGGAGCACAUUCCGUUCAAGCGGUACGCGGGCAAGCACGUCCUCUUUGUCAACGUGGCUACCUACUGUGGCCUGACAGCUCAGUACCCCGAACUGAAUGCACUUCAGGAGGAGCUGAAGCCCUUGGGCCUGGUCGUGUUGGGCUUUCCCUGCAACCAGUUCGGAAAGCAGGAACCAGGAGAGAACUCAGAGAUUCUUCUGGGGCUGAAGUACGUCCGUCCAGGGAGAGGAUACGUACCCAAUUUCCAGCUCUUUGAGAAAGGGGAUGUGAACGGCGAGAAGGAACAGAAGGUCUUCACCUUCUUGAAGCUCUCCUGCCCUCACCCCUCUGAGGUUCUGGGCUCAUUCAGACACAUAUCCUGGGAUCCUGUAAAGGUCCACGACAUCCGCUGGAACUUUGAGAAGUUCUUGGUGGGGCCUGAUGGAGUCCCUGUCAUGCGCUGGUUCCACCGGACUCCCAUCAGCACGGUCAAGUCAGACAUCCUGGAGUACCUGAAACAGUCCAAAAGUAAAUAGGAAGGCCAGUUUGGGGGAGAAGACACCCUGCUUCUUAUCCGAAGACCUUUAAAAAAAUUCCGUAUUUCACUACACUCUUCCUAAAUGGCCUCCACUUGACUAAAUCAC